Erythranthe guttata (spotted monkey flower) is the source of this 905-nucleotide messenger RNA. It is a transcript of the gene DTA4, whose product is annotated as downstream target of AGL15-4. The record is from RefSeq and is a predicted model, not a curated record. NCBI's taxonomy places the organism in Eukaryota, Viridiplantae, Streptophyta, Magnoliopsida, Lamiales, Phrymaceae.
AUAAGCUGGUUUUGUUUCUCGCCGCCGGAAUUUUUGAAAUUUCGCCGGAGAAGAAGAAAACGGUGGCUUGAUCGCCGGAGAGGCGAUAUGGAUUCGAGGAGAUUCACGGUGAGGAUGAGAUUAGGGAUCAAAGCGAAGAGCUUUUGUGGUGUGGAGAAGAAGCCAUGAGGCUAGAAAUGGAGGGAAUUUGGCCUUUGCGUUAUUCAAAUUUCAGCCAAGAAAUGGAAAAGCUACAAGCACAAAUUGAACAAGUAGCCACAAAAAUAUUGCUAUUUCUGCAGCGGCACACUUCGAAAAAGCUGUACCCAGAAAACGGUUCGCCGGAGGAGCAAGAACUCGCCGGAAAAGUAUGCCGGGUACAGAAACACUGCCGGAGAACAGACGGGGAGCAGUCGGAAAAUUCGCUGAGAUACGACGUCAUCAGAAUGCUGAUAAGGGGAACCGAGUUCCCGCAUGCAUUGUGUUUGCAUUUGUGCAGUGGGAAAACUGAUUUCCAUGUUUACUCCAAGAAAGGUUGGCUCUCAUUUUGCCCUAAUCAAGAUUCAAUUGUCAUCACGCUUGGUGACAAUUUACAGGCCUGGAGUGGUGGACAAUAUAAACAUGUAAUAGGAAGACCAAUCUUCAAAGGUGAAGAUGACACGUGUAUUUCAAUGGGUUUCCUAUUUUCACCUCCAAUUUAUGUCGCAAAAUCAAUUCAAAUUGAAGAGGUUGUCACUAUUUCAGUGGGCCAGCAAAUCAUAUUUUCUGUAUUUAUAAUUUUGGUUUACCAAUUUUUGGUUUAUUUUUACCAUAUUUUUGUAUAAAAAUAUGAGCAUAAUUAAAAUUUUCAUUUCAUUUCAUUGGGUGGGCCAUAUUUUAAUUUUAUUGGGCCCAAAUCAUAAUUUCAGUCAACAUUUAUUGCGAGU